Messenger RNA from Echinostoma caproni, 612 nucleotides. NCBI's taxonomy places the organism in Eukaryota, Metazoa, Platyhelminthes, Trematoda, Plagiorchiida, Echinostomatidae. The record is from the annotation of a GenBank genome assembly.
AUGUUGAGAAACCUGGCGUUCCCUGAGGCUCCAGGCAAACUAACAUACGAGUCCCUGAAAUCGCUGCUGCUCAACCAUCUGCUUCCCACUAAGNCCAUGAUUCGUGCUGAUCAUGUUUCCUGCCGUGAAUUCAUCCUGCAGCUGAACAAACAGGCAUCACGUCACAACUAUGGUGAUCGCCUGGAAGAACAAAUGUUUGACCGUUGGGUGCUGGAAAAGAAAGAUUUCACUUUUGCCGAUGCCGGCAUGAUUUGUGAGCAACAUGACGACCUGGUGAAAGCCACUUCCAGCGAAUCAGUCACAUUAUUCCAACGGCAGAAGACCCUCCCAAACCGACCUCCAACGACCAAGUAUGUACCGAAACCGCAGCACGACUCUUCAGGUAACGAGAAACGUAUCAAUCCGUGUUUGUCAGUCGGCUUUACCAUCUGCACUCCAAUUAUCGCUUCCGAAAUGCCAAGUGUCAUGCAUGCAGGAAAGCUGACCACAUUCAGAGAGUGUUUAAACGGCCCCAUUGCAAUCUCACACAGCCAUUGGUUGACGAAGAAACCAGCCCUGUGUUCUCCCUACGAACCCAAAGUCAACGUGCCCAGUACCUAUACCAAGAUGUGA